AUGGCGCCGCUGAAGAACCGCUCCAGCACUUGGCUCUGGGCGGUGCUUGGCUUCCUUGCCCUGCGAGGGGCCGUUCUUGCCUGGCUUGGGCCCUCGACUUCUACAACUCCGAAAACCCUGCGGCGGGCAGCGCCAGCCGUGGCAGAGCUGGAUCUUGACGUGAGUGCCACUGUGGAGAUGCCCGAGUCUUUGGCCGAGAUUCAGGAGGAAAGAGCCCUGGCAGCUGUCGCGAGAUAUCGUCGCGUGGAGCUGAAGGUGCCCAGCUGGGUGUCGGAGGGGCCAAUCGGCGCAGCCUUCAUCGGGCCCAGCGAAGAAGCACGGAGGAAAGCAAUCGCGGAGGGACGAACGCCGCUGUUGCUACUUCACGGCUUCGACUCUUCCUCGCUGGAGUUUCGGCGUCUUUUGCCGCUACUCGAGGACGCCGGCAUGGAGGUUUACCUGCUGGACCUCCUCGGCUGGGGCUUCGGGGGCAUUGACGGCGUGAAGGAUUUUUCUCCUGCUGCCAAGCGCGAGCACAUUUUCGCCUUUUGGGACCAGGUCCUCCAACGUCGUCCAGUCGCUCUCGGGGGUGGAUCGCUUGGUGGAGGCAUCGCUAUGGAUUUCUGCGUUGCGCACCCCGAGGCCGUCGAGAAGAUGAUUCUGAUGAAUCCGCAGGGCUUCAUCGAUGGAGCACCCGAGGUGGGCCCGCUUGGAGGCAUUGGCAUUAAAGUGCUGGGCUCGUGGCCUCUGCGCUGGAUGGCCAACCAGAUGGGUUACUUCGACAAGGAGUCGUAUGCCACAGAUGACGCAGUCCGGAUUGGGCGCUUACACGUCGACGUGGAGGGCUGGGAAGAGGCCAGUCUGAACUACCUCAACUCUGGUGGCUACACAUUGUCGCCCUUGGUGUCGCAGGUUCACGCACCGACUCUCAUGCUCUGGGGAGAGAAGGAUGAGAUCCUGAACGUCGACGAGCAGGUACCACGCUUCAUGGAGGAGUUGCGAUGUCCGGUGAAGAUGGAGUGGAUCCGAGACAGCGGUCAUGUGCCCCACCUCGAGAAGCCCGCCGAGACGGCGCAGGCGAUCGUAGAUUUCCUCGAGGAGAAGAGUUGA
Molecule: messenger RNA, 1089 nt
Organism: Symbiodinium sp. CCMP2592
Lineage: Eukaryota; Dinophyceae; Suessiales; Symbiodiniaceae
Source: the annotation of a GenBank genome assembly